AUGUAUUUUGGUUCCAGAAAGAGAGAAGGCGUUGCAAACAUAAAACCUAGUAGUACUGCUGCAGAAAAGAAUCAAGAAAAAGAGUAUUUGGUGGAAAAUUUAAUCAAGGAUUUUGAAAAAAAAUUAGGACAAGAAACAGAUAAAAGAAAAAGGAAGGAAAAAAUUGGGCGUGGUCGCCGUUUACGUACAUUUUCAAAAUCUGCAGUUACACCUAGUUGUUCAUCAGAAAUCGACAAUAUCGACCAUGUCAACGAUAUUUCUAAAACAAUACAAACUGAGAAAAUUGCGGAAAAAAUUAUAGGUGUAUAUGAUAACUUAGUAAGUGGACAAUUAGUAUUUUUAAUGAAAUGGAGAGGAAUUGAAGAAGCUGAUUUAAUCCCAGCUGAAGAGACUAAAUCACAGUGGUCUCAAAUCGUUAUACAAUAUUAUGUAGAACACCUUAUAUGGAAGUCCGCCUGUUGA
Messenger RNA from Acyrthosiphon pisum (pea aphid), 462 nucleotides. Its product is annotated as chromobox protein homolog 5-like. Lineage: Eukaryota; Metazoa; Arthropoda; Insecta; Hemiptera; Aphididae. The record is from RefSeq and is a predicted model, not a curated record. The transcript is spliced from 2 exons. The coding region runs from base 1 to 462 and encodes 153 amino acids. Gene Ontology annotation, cellular component: nucleus.